AUGAGUGUCACGCCAGAGAUUAAGAGUCGUGGGAUGAAGUUUGCCGAGGAGCAGCUGCUGAAGCAUGGAUGGACCCAAGGCAAAGGUCUGGGCCGGAAGGAGAAUGGCAUCACCCAGGCCCUCAGGGUGACGCUGAAGCAGGACACUCACGGGGUGGGACAUGACCCUGCCAAGGAGUUCACGGACCACUGGUGGAAUGAGCUCUUCAACAAGACUGCAGCCGGCUUGGUUGUGGAGACUGGGCAGGAUGGAGUCCAGAUAAGGCAUCUUUCUAAGGAGACUACCCGUCGUAAUCGUCCCAAGCCCAACUUGCUGUAUCAGAAGUUUGUAAAGACGGCCACGUUGACGUCAGGUGGUGAACAGCCAGACAAAGACAUGGAGAGCCACAGUGAUGAUGACAGCCAGGGGUCCAAGCCUCCAAAGAUUCUGACCGAUGAGAUGCUGCUCCAAGCCUGUGAGGGGCGAACAGCACACAAGGCUGCUCGUCUUGGGAUCACGAUGAAGGCUAAGCUCGCUCGGUUGGAGGCCCAAGAACAGGCCUUCCUGGCUCAUCUCAAAGGCCAGGACCCCGGGACCUCUCAACUACAGUCUGAGAGCAAGCCCCGCAAAAAGAAGAAAAAGAAAAGAAAGCAGGAAGGGGAGGAAGAGGCUACGGCAACUGAUGGGGAUGCAGAAGAGGAGUGCCCAGAGGACCCAGGCCAGAGCACCAGGAGAAGCCAGAAGAAGAAAAGGCAACAGCGAGAAAAGGCGGUUGCAGAUGAGACAGGGGGCACAGCUGUCGGAGGCGGGGACGGGGAGGCCACAGGAACAAGUGAGCUGGGAGAGUGGAAGAACGGGGAGCAAACGGAUGAGCCCUUCGGGAAAAGGAAGAAGCGGCGGCACCGAGCAGAGAAGGUGGGGGUGUCGGGUGGAACAGGAGGCAUUGGGCCGGAGCAGGCGGAGAGCGGGGCGCACGCGGAGCCGGGCAGCAGACGCGAGCAGAAGCGGCGGCAGCAAGACUUGGGCGCAGAAGCCACGGCCCGGGCUGCCGAAGACGGCGGGGCCCAGGAGGCAGCAAGCAGAAGGCACGGUGACGGGAAAAGCAGGAGAAGCAAGAAGAAAAGGCAGCGGCCCCAGGAGGAGGAGGAUGUAAGGGAGGGGGAGGGGGGCAGAGCUGGAGUCCGCCCUGACGGGAGAACAAGGAAGGAGAAACCGAAGAAAGACUGA
Molecule: messenger RNA, 1206 nt
Organism: Puma concolor (puma)
Lineage: Eukaryota; Metazoa; Chordata; Mammalia; Carnivora; Felidae
Gene: GPATCH4
Product: G-patch domain containing 4
Cellular component (GO): nucleolus
Molecular function (GO): nucleic acid binding
Source: RefSeq, a predicted model, not a curated record